CAAAAAUGGAUAUAAUUUUGAUUAAGCUAUUUGCAGCUGUGGUGUAUCUUUUUUAAAAAACUUUCAUGAAAUUGCAUACAUAAAUGUUCACUCAUUGUUUUUAUGUAUGUGUCAUGGAAAAGUUUUGGAACAUCCCUCAAGAGCUGGGAGUAGCUGAAGCAGAAUUUCUCAGUGACCGUACUAAUUUUUCAGAUAUUUUAGUGUAGUUAUUGUAGCUUUAGUGUGAUACUUCACUAAGCCGAUGUAUGGAAAAUAAAAACAAGGUUUCUUGUUGAAAAAUGGAUGUCUAAGAUAUCUAACAUUUUUCAUGUGGUUGAACUUUUAGGGCAAUCAUGAGUGACAAGGGAGAAAAGACAUGCCCUCUAUGCGCUGAGGAAAUGGAUUUGACUGAUCAGCAAUUGAAGCCAUGCAAAUGUGGUUAUGAGAUAUGUGUUUGGUGCUGGCAUCACAUUAUGGAAAUGGCUGAGAAGGAUGGCACUGAGGGUCGCUGCCCUGCAUGCCGUACUGCUUAUGACAAAGAAAAAAUUGUGGGGAUGGCAGCAAAAUGUGAAAGGAUGGUGGCUGAAAUAAAUUCAGAGCGUAAACAGAAAUUGCAAAAGGCAAAGCCUAAAGCAUCUGAAGGAAGGAUGCAUCUUAGUAAUGUUAGAGUUAUUCAACGGAAUCUAGUGUAUAUAAUUGGAUUACCACUUAAUCUUGCAGAUGAGGAACUUCUUCAGCGAAUGGAGUACUUUGGCCAAUAUGGAAAGGUUUUGAAGGUGUCCAUUUCUCGUACAGCAACUGGGGUUAUUCAGCAUUCUGCAAACAACAGUUGUUGUGUGUACAUUACAUACACAAAAGAGGAGGAAGCAAUUCAAUGUAUUCAGUCAGUGCACUGUUUUAUCUUGGAAGGUAGACCUUUGAGGGCUUGUUUUGGAACCACGAAGUAUUGCCAUGCUUGGCUAAGAAACAUGCCUUGUAGCAUCCCAGAUUGUUUGUAUUUGCAUGAUUUUGGCUCUCAAGAAGAUAGUUUUGCCAAGGAUGAAAUUGUUUCAGCCUGUACAAGGAGUAGAGUUCAACAAAUUGUUGGUGCCACAAAUAAUAUGCAUCGACGCUCAGGAGAUGUUUUACCUCCCCCAGCAGAUGAUUAUAUCAAUAGCAGCUUAACUUCAACAGCCAAACCUAUUGCCACUAAUUCUUCAAAUGUAAGACUGCAUGUAAUUUGCUCCUUUUUUUCCCUAGAAAACAUGAAUAUUGACAAUCAGAGUAAGGGAUAUUGUGCAGAUAUUGGUGCUGGAAAAUCUAAUUCGCUUCCUGCAGCAACCUCAUGGGUCAUGCGUGUCUCGGCUAGUCUGCCACCAAAUAAAAAUUUGUCUGGUUCAGGUCAACCUCCAAAUGAUCAGCCUAAGAUAUCUAAUGGUCUCCAAGUCCUUAAAUCAGAUACCGUAAGCACCACUAGAUCUACCCACAAUGUAAAGUUGAUGGAAGCUGAAGCAAAUUGUGAAGUUCUUGGUUCUAAGUUGAAUUCAUUGGAAUUGCAAAAAGAACAUAUCAAUGGUGAUUAUCAAAUUGAUUUAUCAAAUAGAAAUGCAGAAGUUAUUUUGGGUACCACUCCUGCCACUUCAACAACCAAGAACCACUCGCCUUAUCUGCCAUCUUCAAAUGGCAGUGAAGCAAUACCUCUACAACAUAAGAAAUCCCUCUCUAGUCCUAAUUCUGUUGAGAAUGAAAAUCAUCAUGUUAUUAGGGAUAUCCAGGGUUUAUGCUCUGGGUUAUCGUCAUCUGGCCUUCAGAAUCACAUUAAGAAAGAGUACUCUGUUCCUGUUGUAAACAGUUCAUCUUACAGUCAUGCUUCAGUGAACAUGCUUGAAAGUCAAGGUUCACAAGAAGAUAUCAGCGAGCAAUCUAGUGAGUCUACAACAUCUCCAGCAUCCAAUGGAGCUCCAACAGAUUUUUUAGAUUUUGAUGAUCGACAAUUGAAGAGCUUAAAAGGCAUCCAUCAUCAAGCAUCCAUGUCUUCCUCACCUUGUUCGCUGCAGAAUUUAAAUCAGUCAAGCUAUAGUUCUUGGCAGUCAGGUGAUAUAAACAGUCAUAGUAAUCUUGAUGCACAUACUGGAAUUGCACCCAUGAAAUAUGAUAGAGUUUCUUCUCCAUUGAUAUCUAAUGGGUUCUACAACAACAAAGUUAGUAGCUUUGUUAAUUUGGAUGCAAGUGUCGACCAUUCCGGAGUAUUUUCAGAGGUGGGAUUAGGAAACUACUUGGAAAACUAUGAUAGUAAACCACCUUUACAUAAUAGUGUUGCUUCAGAUGUUGGAGAGAGCAGCAUAAUAUCAAAAAUUUUAUCUAUAGACUCAGAUUCAUGGGAAGAUUCAUUGACAUCGCCAUCCAGUUUAGUUAAGUUGUUGAGCAAAAAUGAUCAACAAUAUAAUUCUCUUAAAAUCCCAAGCUUGUUCAAAGAAUCAGAAAUCAGGCAAUCUAGGUUCUCAUUUGCUAGGCAAGAUGAUUUCUCCAAUCACACAUCUGAUUUGGAGCAAUCUGUUCGUGAUAUCAGGCAUUCAGUGAAAUGUCAUGCCUCAAACGAUUUGAUGAAAGGCAAGGAUUUUUGCAGAGAUGAAUAUCGGAAUAUCUUUUCAUCAAGCAGCUCUAUGGAAUCUGAGAAUUUUCCUGGCUGUUAUUCUUCCAUAUCUUCUUCUGUUUCAAAAGCUCCAACUUCAGCCCCCCCAGGAUUUGCAGUACCAAGUAGGCCACCCCCUCCAGGUUUUUCUUCUCAUGGGACAAUGCACAAGACUUUUGACAGUUCUGUGGGUACGAGUCAGUUGCUACAUACCUCUGCACAACCAGUUAGAAGCAGUUGCAGAAAUGGGGAUGUUGCAUUUUUUGAUCCUGCAAUAAUGGAUGUUGGUCAAGGGAUACAUGCAGCAGGGAUUAAAAAUGUAGGCUCUGAAAUGAGGCAAACUUCAUCUCCAGAGCUUAAUUCUUUUGACCAUGAUGCAAGGCUUCAGCUGCUGAUGAGACAAUCAAUUUCUGAUAAUCAGAAUCUACAGUUUCCAAACCAUUUAGCGAACAGAUUCGAUUUGGCGAAUAAUAGAUUUUCUCCCCCAAAUGAUACUCGCCGUAUUUCACCGAUGCUUUAUGAUCAAUCACAACCUAAUAAUCCAUCUGCAUUUGUGCUAUCGACAGCCCAACACUUUAGAAAUGCACACAUGUCAAGUGGCCAUUUGGGUGAUUGGAAUGAGGUUAAGAGCAUUAGUGAUCUGGGUGUGUCAGAUUUCAUGACAAAUGGGGGAGCUGGAUAUAACAAUUUUAUUCCCAGUUAUGAGGAUUUAAAAUGUCAGAUUUCCAGUCCCAGUAAUCUGUACAACAGAGGAUUUGCGAUGUGAUUUUUGGAACGGUAACCCCUCUUAAUGCUUUGAGGGAAUAACAAAUUUGAUCGGGUCAGCUUCCCUUGUCCUGAAUGAACCGUGCUCC
Molecule: messenger RNA, 3444 nt
Organism: Pistacia vera
Lineage: Eukaryota; Viridiplantae; Streptophyta; Magnoliopsida; Sapindales; Anacardiaceae
Exons: 12
Coding region: 333-3356 (1007 amino acids)
Biological process (GO): protein ubiquitination
Cellular component (GO): CCR4-NOT complex
Molecular function (GO): ubiquitin-protein transferase activity; RNA binding
Source: RefSeq, a predicted model, not a curated record